UGGAGUUAAACUUCUCCAUUUUCUUUGAAUUUAAGUUGAGUUAGUCUACUUACUGUAAUAUUCACUUAUGAUAGAUGGAAGCUAAUAUUGACUCAAAGAUGUGGACUGACCCAAUAGUUAAAGCUUUGAUAGACAUUUUAGUUGAAGAAGUCCAAAAAGGAAAUAUGCCAAAUGGUGUAUUUCACUCUAGAACAUGGACUUCCAUGACUGCAAGGUUGAAUUCUGUAACCAAUUGUUCAUUCAAUGUUAAGCAACUAAAACAAAAGGUGAAUCGACUGCGGAGUAUGCAUCGUGAGUUCACUUUAUUACUGAAACACACUGGAUUUGGGUGGAGUGCAGAAACAAACACUGUUACUGCAAGUGAAGAAGUUUGGCAAAACUAUCUUCAGGCACAUGAAAAGGCUGCUCAAUUUCGAAAGAAAGGAUGUGACCACUAUAAGCUGUUGGGAAUCAUAUUCAACAGAAGUACUGCAACUGGAGUACUCUAUCACUCUUCUACCUAAGACCCACCAAAUAAUGAUGAAGAAAAUGAACUGGAAAAUCAAUAUCUUAACAGUGGGGUUCAUAGAGAUGAUAAGGAUAGUUCAGAUGAUGACAUUCAAGAGGUGGAGCAUAUCACACAAAGUGGAAAACGCAUAAUUCGAACAAAAGAGAGCAAGUCUAAGAAAGAGUCUAGAAAAUAUCAAAUGGCAGAAGCACUUACAGCAUGGGCUGAAGCUUCUAAGGCAAGAGCAGAAAAAUAUAAGGGUGGUAAGAGUGUGGAGGCUAAUUCUGAAUAUACUGCAGCUAAAUGUGUCAUUGCUCUUGAGGAGAUUGAAGGCAUUUGAGCUGACAUAUUUGUCAAAGCUUUGGAAAAAUUUAGGGAAUAUGAUUGGAGGGAAAUGUUUCUUACCAUGUCUGUUGAUGGGAAAAGGAAAUGGUUAGAUAUGCUUUAAAAACAUAUUUGUUGAUCAAUUAGGAAGGAAUCUCUAGUAACAUAGUACCAUAGGCUAUAGUCAUGCGGAUUAUGUGUUACCCAUGCAAGUAUUGUCAUUUUCUUUUCUUUUUUCCCCUUUAAAUGUUAGGUUCAGAACUUGCAAGCUUAUAUGUUUACACACACAUGCCCCUUUUAUAUGAAAAACUAGCCAUGCAAUUAUCAAUUAGUUGGUGUGUAGGAAUGAUCAUUUGAAAUUGAAUAGUGUUAUAUGUGUUUGUAAAGUUGAUUUUGUUCUUUUUAAAAUUGUAUGACAGGUUAUAAAUAGAAUGGAUGUUGAUAAAAUGUCAAAGGAAAGUGAUGAAUAUGCUUCUGAAUCAAGUAAUGAUGACUUGCCUGAGUUAUUGAUAAUUGAUAUGAUUUAUGAUUAUGACAAGGACUUUUUAAAUAAAACAAAGGUUCGAACAUCUACAUUAUCUGGUCAUGACUUUGUUGCUGAGGUAUCAAAUGGAUUUGAAACAACUUGCUUUGACUUGUUUCGAAUGGAGAAGAUAUGUUUUAUUAACUUUUGUAAUGAAUUGAGGGGGAAGAGCUUCUUAACAGACUCAAGAGGUGUGCUUAUAGAGGAAAAGUUGCAAUGUUUUUAUUCAUAAUUGGUCAUAAUGUUCGUCACAGAGUUAUUGCAGAUCGUUUCCAACAUUCAACAGAAACAAUUUCUCAUUGCUUCAAAGAAGUGUUAAGAGCAGUAUGUCAACUAGGAAAAGAGUUGAUAAAACAAGAAUCCUUGGAAUUGCCCAACAAAAUUAAAACCAAUGGAAAAUACUAUCCUUGGUUUAAGGUAUGGAAUUUUUCAUAUAUAAUAUCAUGUAUAUGUUAGAAGUAAUGUAUUUUUUUUGUUUGGGUUUUGUUGUAGAAUUGUUUGGGUGCAAUUGAUGGCACACAUAUUAGUGCAUGUGUCCCUGCUGAUAAGCAAAUUUCAUGUCGAGGUAGAAAGUCAACAGUUACGCAAAAUGUCAUGUGCGCUUGUGAUUUCAAUAUGAUGUUUACACGUGUAUUUAGGAUGGGAAAGAAGUGCACAUGAUGCAAAAGUUUUUAUGGAUGCACUUACCAAUCCAAAUGCACAUUUUCCUUGGCCGUCUAGAGGUGAGCACUAGUAUUAUAAUUUUGUUUUGCUUUGAAUAAAUAUUUAAAUUUUAAUUUAACAUAUUUUAUAUUGACUUAGAUUUUUUCUAUCUUGUUGAUUCUGGCUAUCCAUGCACUGGAGGUUUUCUUCCCCCUUAUAAGGGUGAAAGGUAUCAUGCGCAAGAAUAUAGAGGCGAAGCUAGACAGCCCAAAAGUCGGGAGGAAUUAUUUAAUUAUAGGCACUCAUCUUUGAGAAUGACAAUUGAGCGUUGCUUUGGAGUUCUAAAAAACAGAUUUCCUAUUUUGAAGUUGAUGCCUCCAUAUAAACCUACUAGGCAGCGAUUAAUAGUUAUUGCAUGUUGUACAAUUCACAAUUAUAUACACAAAUGGAAUUUGUGUGAUGAUUUGUUUAGGAUUUGGGAAGAAAAGGAUAUAGAGAUAGAUGUUAUGAAUGAAGCUCCUCAUGAGAUAGGGGGAACGAGCUCAAAUGAUAAUAUCUUGUUGAGAUUAUCUGAUCAAGGCGCAGCAGAUAUGGCAAUGUAUAGAGAUCAUCUUGCAAAUAGGAUGUGGGCACAACAUAACUAAUAGAUUAG
Prosopis cineraria is the source of this 2628-nucleotide messenger RNA. RefSeq names its product L10-interacting MYB domain-containing protein-like. The record is from RefSeq and is a predicted model, not a curated record. The transcript is spliced from 2 exons. Lineage: Eukaryota; Viridiplantae; Streptophyta; Magnoliopsida; Fabales; Fabaceae. The coding region runs from base 75 to 503 and encodes 142 amino acids.